Molecule: messenger RNA, 3250 nt
Organism: Myotis lucifugus (little brown bat)
Lineage: Eukaryota; Metazoa; Chordata; Mammalia; Chiroptera; Vespertilionidae
Gene: TMF1
Product: TATA element modulatory factor 1
Exons: 17
Coding region: 438-3161 (907 amino acids)
Cellular component (GO): endoplasmic reticulum; Golgi apparatus
Source: RefSeq, a predicted model, not a curated record
UCAGGACCUAAAUUUGAGGAAUAAGUCCCCCUGUCAGUGGAGGAUGGGAUACUUCAACCUGGGGAAUAAAAUCAAACGCAGAGCCUCAGAGUCAACCAGCAGCCUCUCCUAAAGCAAUUACAAAGCCAGUUCGGAGAACGGUGGUAGAUGAAUCUGAAAAUUUCUUCAGUGCCUUUCUCUCGCCAGCGGAUGUCCAGACCAUUCAGAAGAGUCCAGUGGUAUCCAAACCGCCGGCUAAAUCACAGAGACCAGAAGAAGAAGUGAAAAGCACCUUACAGGAGACUGUGCACACUGGAGGGUCAAGAACUCCUGAAACAACUGAGUCAAAAGGGACUGACUCUUUUCCCUGUGUAUCCCCAGGGGAAAAUCGGACAGUAGCCACUCUGUCACCUAAAACUGAGGGCGAGCAUGGAGAAACCGUUAAUAAAGAUUCUGAUAUGAAGGUGUCAACCCUAAGUUCGAAGGUAUCUGAGAGUGUAAUUAAUGUGAAAACAACGAGGGAAAGUGUGUCUAACAUGUCUACGCAGUCUCCCACAGCAGAAACAAAGGACAUAGCUUCAGAAGCAAAGGAACAGAAACACGAAGACAGACAGAGCAAUACACCUUCUCCUCCCGUUAGUACCUUCUCCUCAGGUACUUCUACUACCAGUGAUAUUGAAGUUUUAGAUCAUGAAAGUGUAAUAAGUGAGAGCUCAGCAAGUUCGAGACAAGAGACUACAGAUUCAAAAUCAAGUCUUCACUUGAUGCAGACAUCUUUUCAGCUUCUUUCAGCAUCUGCUUGUCCCGAGUAUAAUCGUUUAGACGACUUCCCCAAACUCACUGAGAGCUGCUGCUCAUCUGAUGCUUUUGAAAGAAUAGACUCGUUUAGUGUACAGUCAUUAGAUAGCCGAAGUGUAAGUGAAAUCAAUUCAGAUGACGAAUUGUCAGGCAAGGGUUAUGCUUUAGUGCCUAUUAUAGUUAAUCCUUCAACCCCAAAGACUAAAGUAGUUGAACCUGUUGAAGGAAAAUCUGAGGAAGAAGUAAAUGAAACAGUUAUACCCACUGAGGAAACAGAAAUGGAAGAAAGUGGACGGAGUGCAACUCCUGUGAACUGUGAACAGCCUGAUAUCUUGGUUUCUUCUCCGCCAAUAAAUGAAGGACACACUGUCUUAGACAAGGUGGCUGAGCAGUGCGAAGCUGCAGGAAGUCAGCCAGAAGCACUUUCUGAGGAGGAGGACAUUUGCAAGAAAGUUGCAUUUCUGAACGAGAAACUGGACAAAAGGGAGGCUCAGUUAUUAUCUCUUAGUAAAGAAAAAGCACUUCUAGAAGAAGCUUAUGAUAAUCUGAAAGAUGAAAUGUUCAGAGUGAAAGAAGAAAGCAGCAGCAUUUCUUCCUUGAAAGAUGAGUUUGCUCAAAGAAUUGCAGAAGCAGAAAAGAAAGUUCAGCUAGCCUGCAAAGAGAGAGAUGCUGCUAAAAAGGAAAUCAAAACUAUGAAAGAAGAACUUGCGACUAGAUUAAAUUGUAGUGAAACUUCAGACCUUUUGAAAGAGAAAGAUGAGCAGAUCCGAGGAUUAUUGGAAGAAGGAGAAAAACUUUCAAAACAGCAGUUGCAGAGUUCUAACAUCAUUAAGAAAUUAAGAGCUAAAGACAAAGAAAAUGAAAAUAUUAUUACAAAGCUGAAGAAAAAAGUUAAAGAGCUAGAAGAAGAGUUGCAACAUUUGAAACAGGUCCUUGAUGGUAAAGAAGAAGUUGAGAAACAACAUAGAGAAAAUAUUAAAAAACUAAAUUCUGUGGUCGAACGUCAAGAGAAAGAUCUUGGCCAACUUCAAGUGGAUAUGAAUGAACUUGAAGAAAAGAACCGAAGUAUUCAGGCUGCUCUUGACAGUGCAUACAAAGAACUUACUGAUCUCCACAAAGCCAAUGCUGCAAAGGCUAGUGAGGCACAGGAAGCUGCUCUGAGUCACGAAAUGAAAGCUAAGGAAGAACUUUCUGCAGCUCUAGAGAAGGUCCAAGAAGAAGCCCGUCAGCAGCAAGAAGCAUUAGCCAUUCAGGUGGGGGACCUGAGGCUGGCCCUGCAGCGUGCAGAACAAACAGCUGCCAGAAAAGAGGAUUAUUUGCGCCAUGAGAUCAGUGAACUCCAGCAGAGACUCCAGGAAGCAGAAAAUCGAAACCAGGAACUGAGUCAAAGUGUUUCGUCAACGACAAGACCAUUGCUUCGACAGAUAGAAAAUUUGCAGGCAACACUAGGGUCCCAGACAUCGUCGUGGGAGAAGUUAGAGAAGAAUCUCUCUGACAGGCUGGGUGAAUCUCAGACCUUGUUGGCAGCAGCCGUUGAAAGAGAACGUGCGGCUACGGAAGAACUCCUUGCCAACAAAAUUCAGCUGUCUUCCAUGGAGUCACAGAAUUCUCUCUUAAGACAGGAAAACAGUAGAUUUCAGGCCCAGCUAGAAUCAGAGAAAAAUAGGCUAAUAAAACUGGAAGAUGAAAAAAAUAGGUACCAGGUUGAAUUAGAAAACCUAAAAGAUGAUUAUGUGAGAACACUUGAAGAGACAAGGAAAGAAAAGACACUGUUGAACAGUCAGUUAGAAAUGGAGAAAAUGAAAGUUGAACAAGAAAGGAAGAAAGCCAUUUUUACUCAAGAAGCAAUAAAAGAAAAGGAACGGAAACCAUUUUCUGUUUCUAGCACGCCCACAGUGUCACGAUCAAGUUCAAUAAGUGGAGUUGAGAUGGCAGGGCUGCAAACAUCUUUCCUGUCUCAGGAUGAGCCUCAUGAUCUCUCACUUGGACCAAUGUCUGUAUCAGCAAGUGGAAGCAAUCUUUAUGAGGCUGUAAGGAUGGGGGCAGGAUCCAGCAUUAUUGAAAAUCUACAGUCCCAGCUACAACUAAGGGAAGGAGAAAUUACUCAUUUACAGGUAGAAAUUGGCAGUCUAGAAAAAACACGCUCCAUAAUGGCUGAAGAGCUAGUUAAAUUAACAAAUCAAAAUGAUGAACUCGAAGAGAAAGUGAAGGAGAUACCCAAACUUCGAACUCAGCUAAGAGAUUUGGAUCAGAGAUACAACACUAUUUUGCAGAUGUAUGGAGAAAAAGCGGAAGAGGCGGAAGAACUUCGAUUAGAUCUUGAAGAUGUAAAAAAUAUGUAUAAGACUCAAAUAGACGAACUUUUAAGACAGAGGCUCAGUUAACUUAUGAAAAUUACAUUCCCAUCAAACUGAAUGUAAUCAUUUAAUAACUAAAUGCAAACUUUCAAUAAAUUCUCUUGUAGAAUUAGAAA